AUGGCUUCCAUGUGUGAUGGUUCUGCACUGACAGCAUUUGAGGACGUGGUGGUCGUCACCAUCCACACUGGAGACCAGCACGCCACCGGCAACUGGGGCUACCUGGACCAAGUGGCCGCACUGCGCUGGAUCCAGCAGAAUAUUGCCCACUUUGGGGGCAACCCUGGCCGGGUCACCAUUUUUGGACUCUUCCACGGAGCCAUCAUGCAGAGUGGGGUGGUCCUGCUCCCCUGCUUCAUCGUGAACUCAUCUGAUGUGAUCUCCACAAUGGUGGCCAACCUGUCUGCCUGUGACCACGAGAACUCCAAAGCCUUCGUGGACUGCCUGCGGGGCAAGAGUGCAGAGGAGAUGCUGGCCAUCACCAAGCCUGAAGGGACACAGGCUUUGGAAGCUGCCACUGAAGUGCGUGCCUCUCCAGGGGCUCGGGAGUGCCUCGCUGGGUUCACAUCCACAGGCCCUGAUCCGCCCCUGGAGCGCCUGGCGCAGCCCUGGGGGCCACAGCAGCCCACAUGCGGACCUGCGCCAGACCAUGGGGCCGCACCGACUGGACGCGCCUUGGCCUGCGGGCUCCUGCUGCUCCUCCUUGUCCCAGCCCAUGGCCACGACUCUACCAGCCCCAUCCGGAACACGCACACAGGGCAGGUGCGCGGGAGCCUGGUCCACGUGGAAGGCACCGAUGCGGGCGUCCACACCUUCCUGGGAAUUCCCUUUGCCAAGCCACCUCUGGGGCCGCUGCGGUUUGCACCUCCUGAACCUGCUGAAGCUUGGAGUGGAGUGAGGGACGGGACCUCCCACCCAGCCAUGUGUCUGCAGAACUUGGCUAUGAUGGAUCAAGAUGUUCUACAGCUGAUCUUCAGCCUGCUCUCAAUCCCCAUGUCCGAGGACUGCCUGUACCUCAGCAUCUACUUGCCUGCACAUGCCCGUGAGGGCUCUGACCUGCCUGUGAUGGUGUGGAUCCACGGUGGUGGGCUGACUACGGGCAUGGCUUCAAUGUAUGACGGUUCUGUGCUGGCGGCAUUUGAGGACGUGGUGGUCGUCACCAUCCAGUACCGCCUGGGAGUCCUGGGCUUCUUCAGCACUGGAGACCAGCACGCCACCGGCAACUGGGGCUACCUGGACCAAGUGGCCGCGCUGCGCUGGGUCCAGCAGAAUAUUGCCCACUUUGGAGGCAACCCUGGCCGGGUCACCAUUUUUGGCGAGUCUGCAGGUGGCACGAGUGUGUCAUCCCAUGUGGUGUCACCAGUGUCCCAAGGUCUCUUCCACGGAGCCAUCAUGGAGAGUGGGGUUGCUGUGUUGCCUGGCCUCAUCACCAGCUCAUCGGAGGUGGUCUCCACAGUGGUGGCCAACCUGUCUGGCUGUGGCCAGGUGGACUCUGAGACCCUGGUGCGCUGCUUGCGGGCCAAGAGUGAAGAGGAGAUGCUGGCCAUCACCAAGGUCUUCAAAAUCAUCCCAGGGGUGGUGGAUGGAGUCUUCCUGCCCAGACACCCCGAGGAGUUGCUGGCAUCUGCUGACUUUCAUCCCGUCCCCAGCAUCAUUGGUGUCAACAAUGAUGAGUAUGGCAGGAUCCUCCCCAAGCUCCUGUUCUCCACAGACCCUAAAGAGGAGAGAGACAGAGGGGCCAUGAAGGAACUAAUGCAUCAAGCAACAAAACAGCUGAUGCUGCCUCCCGCUUUGGGGGACCUGUUGAUGGACGAGUACAUGGGGAGCAAUGAGGACCCCAAGACCCUCAUGGCCCAGUUCCGGGAGAUGAUGGCAGACGCCAUGUUCGUGAUGCCUGCACUCCGAGUAGCACAUUUCCAGCGUUCCCACGCCCCUGUCUACUUCUACGAGUUCCAGCAUCGACCCAGCUUCACAAAGGACCUCAGGCCGCCCCACGUGAGGGCCGACCACGGCAAUGAGGUUGUCUUUGUCUUCAGAUCGUUUCUCUUUGGCAGCAAAGUGCCCCUCACUGAGGAGGAGGAGCUGCUGAGCAGGAGGGUGAUGAAGUACUGGGCCAACUUUGCUCGCAACGGGAACCCCAACGGCGAGGGCCUGCCGCACUGGCCCGUGUUCAACCAGGAGGAGCGAUACCUGCAGCUGAACGUGCAGCCUGCAGUGGGCCAGGCCCUGAAGGCCCGCAGGCUCCAGUUCUGGACCCACACCCUGCCCCAGAGGGUCCAAGAGCUCAGGGGCGCUGAGCAGAAGCGCACAGAGCUGUAGCUGCCAGUGUAGGGGUGCGGGACAUGGACUCCAGUGCAGGUGGGGCCCCGAUGCACGCACACUCAUCCACAGAGGAGCCUUGCAUUCAGCACUCUCACGCAACCACUCAAUCCUCCUGGCCUCCGUCCACUCAGCAGACCAUUGAAGAGAAUCCAUGGCUUGAGAUUCAUUGCCAAGCCUGCCCUGGGGCCCUUGAGUGAGAAUCACUCAGUACAUCCACAUGGGGCUGUGCUGGACAUCACCAGUGCCUGCCCAGCUUCCUCAACACCCACUGGGCCUGAGUCCCUAUGAAUGUCCUCAGCUCUACCCACUUACCUCUCCUGUCCUCCCAGCCCCAGGCCCUCCCCAUGUGGAGGGAUCUGCGUUGGGGAUUGUUGCCCACCCCUGGGUGCCUUAAGCCCUGUCUCCUGCUCCUCAACCCAGCAUGCCCUGUGAUCUCACAUCUUUAGUGGCCACAACACCAGGAGCCACCGUGGCUUCAAUUCUGGAUGCUGCCAUGUGUGGCGCCCUCAAUCCCAUCCAUGCAGCACAAAUAAAGGGUUCCAGUCCUUUCACGGCUGAGUCACGUUCACCUGAGUGAACCUGCCACGUUUUCUUAGACCCUCAGCUCUCAAGAGACACCUGCUUACCUCCACAGCUGGGAUACCAUGAAUCAUUAAUGCAGUAAACCUGGAGUGUAGGGCUGUUGCUUUGCACAGGGGGUUAAGCCUCUACCCAUGUUGCUGGCAUCUCAUAUGAGUGACAGUUCAGGUCCCAGCUACUCCACUCCUGAUCCAGAUCUCUGCUAAGGCACCUGGGAAAGCAGCAGAGGAGGGCCCAAGUGCUUGGGCCCCUGCCUCCCUCGUGGGGUACACAGAUAAUGUUUCUCCCCCUGGACAUGGCCUGGGCUAGCCCUGGCCAUAGUGGCUGAGAGAGCCCUGGGCUGAGCAGAGGUCAAGGCCAGUUCUCAGGAGGCAUAAAGUCAGCCUUCAUGAGCCAGGGUCCACGUCCCCUGGGUGCUCCCGGGCCCAGGCUGC
Molecule: messenger RNA, 3215 nt
Organism: Lepus europaeus (European hare)
Lineage: Eukaryota; Metazoa; Chordata; Mammalia; Lagomorpha; Leporidae
Product: cocaine esterase-like
Exons: 17
Coding region: 1-2199 (732 amino acids)
Cellular component (GO): intracellular membrane-bounded organelle
Molecular function (GO): carboxylic ester hydrolase activity
Source: RefSeq, a predicted model, not a curated record